Polypterus senegalus (gray bichir) is the source of this 1013-nucleotide messenger RNA. It is a transcript of the gene sgta, whose product is annotated as small glutamine-rich tetratricopeptide repeat (TPR)-containing, alpha. Gene Ontology annotation, molecular function: protein binding; molecular adaptor activity. The transcript is spliced from 9 exons. Lineage: Eukaryota; Metazoa; Chordata; Cladistia; Polypteriformes; Polypteridae. The coding region runs from base 215 to 949 and encodes 244 amino acids. Gene Ontology annotation, biological process: post-translational protein targeting to endoplasmic reticulum membrane. Gene Ontology annotation, cellular component: membrane; TRC complex. The record is from RefSeq and is a predicted model, not a curated record.
UACAAGAAGUAAGACAGGUAUCUAAAUUCAGAUCGAAAGAAAGAAGGCAAGCCUUAAGUAAAGAUAACACAGUUUUGAUAUUUACUAAUAGCCCUGUAGCCCUAAGUGACGUAUCUUGGCGCAGGCGCAUUUUGCCAUAUUGUAAGUGCUCGUGCGUCUGCAGCUGGAGACUGAGGCUCCUCCACGGAGAUCGCCUUUGUCCCUGCACAACACAAUGGCCAACAACCAGCGUCUUGCCUACUCUAUCAUCUCAUUCCUCCGGGACCAACUCACAUCAGGGGACCUGUCAUCAGAUGCACAGGAGAGCUUAGAGGUUGCAAUUCAGUGUUUGGAGACAGCUUUUGGAGUUUCUCUUGAAGACAAAACUCUUGCAGUUACACAGACACUUCCAGAAAUUUUUGCAGCUGCUACACUAACGGAUGCACCUCAGGUUACUGUUAACACACCAGAACCACCAAAAGAGGAGGAUAUCACUGAAGCUGAACGCCUCAAAACAGAAGGCAAUGAACAAAUGAAGGCUGAAAAUUUUUCGGGAGCAGUGGACUUCUACUCCAGAGCACUAGAGUUAAACCCACACAAUGCUGUAUAUUACUGCAAUAGAGCUGCUGCACUCAGUAAAUUGGGCAACUAUGCAGGUGCUGUCCAAGACUGUGAACAAGCAAUCUCAAUUGAUCCAAACUACAGCAAAGCCUAUGGACGCAUGGGUCUGGCUCUUUCAAGUCUGAAUAAGCACGCUGAGGCAGUGAUAUACUACAAAAAGGCACUGGAGCUUGAUCCUGAGAAUGAGUCGUAUAAAUCCAAUCUAAAGAUAGCGGAGCAGAAAAUAAAGGAGCUGCCCAGUCCUGUACCUGGUAUGGGAGGAGUGGAUCUGGCUGGAUUGCUCAGCAACCCAAGCUUUAUGAAUAUGGCAUCCAGCCUAAUGAACAACCCACAAGUUCAGCAGCUGUAAGUAUUUGUGUGGAAGUGAAAUGUACUUCUUAGAGCUGAUUAUUAGAGGGCUGUGUAAAUGAUAC